UCACCUCCUCUCCACCCCUUCCAUCUUUCGCUGCUGCCAGCUCCAAAAAAGAAGCGUAUCCGUGAGCAGACUGGUAUAGAGAAGAGAAGAGAGAGAGAGAGAGAGAGAGAGGUAUAUACUGACAAUUCACGGUGGAUUUCCCAGACCAGGACCACUACUGAGAGACAGACCCGACCAUGGAAGAACUUACGGCAUUCGUGUCGAAAUCUUUCGAUCAGAAAACCAAGGAGAGCAGCAAAGAGAGUAUCACGUACAGGGAAGUUUUGGAGAGCGGCUUGACAAGGGCGAGGGAGCUGGGCAGCCCGGAGACAAACCUGCAGGACAUAACGGAGAGCAACCACUGCCCGGUGCAUCUGUUCAAGGACCAUGUCGAGCUGGAAAAAGACAAACUCAAGGACUUUAAUGUUUCCAGGGCUACAGAGGGGAUAUACGAGUGUAAGGAGAAAAAGGAGGACGUAAAGUCGGAGGAUGAGGACGCACAGGGCAAACUGAAGCAGCGGAGGAGUCGCACGAACUUCACGUUGGAGCAGCUGAACGAACUGGAGCGGCUGUUCGACGAGACGCACUAUCCGGACGCGUUCAUGAGAGAGGAGCUGAGCCAGAGACUGGGACUGUCCGAGGCCAGGGUGCAGGUUUGGUUUCAGAACAGAAGAGCGAAAUGUCGAAAACAAGAAAACCAGAUGCACAAAGACAUCUUUCCCUUCUCUCCAGGUGUUAUUUUGGGCAGCGGCAGCCACCUCGAUGCAUGCAGGGUAGCACCCUAUGUCAAUAUGGGUGCCCUCCGGAUGCCCUUCCAACAGGUUCAAGCUCAACUUCAGUUGGAUGGAGUCACCCACUCCCACCCCCACCUGCACCCUCACCUGGCUGCUCAUGCUCCUUACCUGAUGUUCCCGCCCCCUCCUUUUGGACUACCAAUCGCAUCACUCGCCGACUCGGCCUCUGCGGCAGCGGCUGUGGCGGCGGCUGCCAAAAGCAACAGCAAGAACUCGAGCAUCGCCGACCUGCGACUCAAGGCAGGACUUCUGCGGGGCCAAUGGCUCAGUCCACUCCAGGCACAGAUCACAUCCCAAGGACCGUACAAACACAUGUGGAUGUCUGUCUGAGGGCCAGGCCGAGCCCGUCAGACCAGAAGACGUUAUAACAAAGCAAACUGGCAAACAGGCAGCAGCAGGGCCAAAAGCAGAGGCUCGCUGCCGCCAUAUUGACAAUGCAGAGGGUUGAGCAUGGGGAAACAGACCCACACACCACCUCUCCGAGACAUUGGAGCAACUCUCACCUUUACACCCCCCGUUCCUCCCCCCCUCCACCCCCCGCCCCGCCCUCACUAGAAAAAUGAAGAAAAAAGAAAAGAUUAAAAAAGGCCAUAUUUGUCUCCAACCACUGUGUUCCCUGCUGCUGCCAAGUGCAUGAGCUCUAAUGGAGGACCGUUCUGGGACUGGCCUCCGUCCACUCCUGACAUAACGCUCGACAACUGUUUUUAACACUGCCAUUGCUCACAACUCUCCCAAACCAACAAAGUGAAAGGUCUCCAUUACGGUUUGAUAUCGUUCUUCUGUGGACUUGUGCUAUAACAAAAGCAACAACUCCUUUUUUUCUUUGCUGCAGAGGGAAAAGACGUUUAUUCUGUGUUGCUGGGCAUGUGUCAGCGAGACUUCGUUUGCAUUUCUCCUCACAGCGUGCUCUCUCUCUGUCUUUUAAACCUUUCUGUUUAUUGUGUUGUAUCCUGGGUAAAGAAGUGAAGAUAGCCUUUGCACUUCAGGUCUUGUAUGUGGGUGUUUACAAAUGGCACUACAAGCAGAUACUACUUUACUAAUUAAAAGGGGGUGGGGUUUGAUAUUGUCAUGUGAUCAGCAAAAAGGACAUUAUCUUGGAUAAAGGGUAUAAUUGAUUUUUUUUUUUUUUCUAAUUCUGAAAAUAUGAAGAAAGCAUCAGUCAAACUGAAAUGCAAUGGUGUGCAGUUUAAGUGCAAUACUGUAAAUAGCAAAAAGUAAAACAGCUAGCAGUUAAUCCUCAAUGAUAAAGAGACCCAAUGAUUAUUCUGUUGUUUUUCAUGCACUGUUGGAGUGUUGAAUUUCUUUGCCAAACACACCGGUUUUUCUACGGCAGUGUAUUUUUUUUUGUUGAGUUUAAGAAACAGCUCACAACCAGGUGCCAUAUUACACAUAACCCUCUUAUGUAUUCAAUCAGUUUUGUAUGCAUCAGGUAUACAUUUGUCGCUUGUUGAGGAAGACAUGAGCACACUUUUGGAUGCUGCAAAAAUUAGGGAUGUGUACUCUUACCGAUAUUUGUGGAAAUCCAUUUACAGUUUUGGAAAGUGUUCAUAAUAAAAUCAACAAAUCAGCACUGUAAUCCAAGCCAAACAGUUGUUUACAAUAUGAGCUUAAUUCUGCAUGUUAUAUGUAACAUUUCACUAUUAAUUUCCAAAUAAUUCAGAGUGUAUCUUACAAAUUGCUCCGGGUAGGAUGAAACAAUUUGGAAUUACAAGGUUAUUUUUGAGAAACUUUUAACUCUACUGUCAGAGCUGCGCUUAACACGUCGAUCUUUUUAAGGUCUACAUACCGCUAACAGUGUCCAAACAUUUUCUCUGUUAACAGACCUCCAUUUAGAAUUGUUUAUCUAUGUCUCCAUUUUAAAUUAAACAUAUGGGUGUUUUAUUUAUUAUUUUGUCUGAAAGUUUAUGAAAGAUGAAAUAGUUGAACUACAAGUGUACAUUUUUACAUGGCUUUGCAUUUAUUUUUGUAUGUUUUUUUAAGUGUUAAAUUUAAAUUAGGAGGUGUGGCUGUAGUGCAUUGUUUGCCUAAAAUGUAGCGUGUCCGAGUUUACAAACAUUUCAGGGAUGGUUGAAUUUAACAAUACUCCAUGGAAUUUGUUGUACCCAUUAAAUUGAUUAUCAUUUCAUAUGCAAGCAUGCCUAAACAUGAAUCAUCGUACAGUUUGUUUUCCCCUUUUGAUUCACAAAAUAUGAAUGUACAUCUUGUACAAGUAAACUAUCAAUAAAGUUAUAAAUAUUUGUA
This is a messenger RNA of Sphaeramia orbicularis (orbiculate cardinalfish), 3014 nucleotides long. RefSeq names its product shox homeobox (gene shox). Lineage: Eukaryota; Metazoa; Chordata; Actinopteri; Kurtiformes; Apogonidae. Gene Ontology annotation, cellular component: nucleus. Gene Ontology annotation, biological process: regulation of transcription by RNA polymerase II. Gene Ontology annotation, molecular function: DNA-binding transcription factor activity, RNA polymerase II-specific; sequence-specific double-stranded DNA binding. The transcript is spliced from 6 exons. The record is from RefSeq and is a predicted model, not a curated record. Bases 177 to 1103 code for a protein of 308 amino acids.